Molecule: messenger RNA, 3712 nt
Organism: Myiozetetes cayanensis
Lineage: Eukaryota; Metazoa; Chordata; Aves; Passeriformes; Tyrannidae
Gene: RNF24
Product: ring finger protein 24
Exons: 7
Coding region: 2087-2533 (148 amino acids)
Cellular component (GO): endomembrane system
Molecular function (GO): ubiquitin protein ligase activity; zinc ion binding
Source: RefSeq, a predicted model, not a curated record
UUCUUUAUCCCCUCUUUGGGCAGGACCCUCUCCCCGUGCACCCCUCUGUGGAGCAGGGUCCCUUCCCCAUCCCCACUGUGGGGUGGGACCUCUCCCUGUGCCGUGUUCUGUGGGGAAGGGACCCCUCUCCAGCCCCUCUGUGGGGCUGGGACGCCCCCAGUGCCUCGUUCUGUGGGGUUGGGUCCCUUCUCCGGCGUCCCUGUGGGUCUGGGAUCUCUCCCUGUGCCUCGUUCUGUGGGGAAGGGCACCUUCUCCGUCCCCUCUUUGGGCAGGUCCCUCUUUCUGUGCCGUGUUCUGUGGGACGGGGCUCCUCCUCCAACCCCCGCCGUGAAGCCGGGACCCUUCCCUGAGCCUUGUUCUGAGGGGAAAGGUCCCUUCUCUAUGGUGUGCUUGUUCUGGGGGCUGGGACCCCCUCUGGAGCCCUGUGGGUCUGAGACCUCUCUCCCUGUGCCUUGUUCUGAGGGGAAGGGUCCCUCCUCCAUCCCCUCUUUGGGCAGGACCCCUCUCCCCGUGCCUUGGCCUGUGAGGCUGUGAUGUGUCCCGGUGCCCUGUUCUGUGGGGAAGGGUCCCUUCUCCAUCCCCUCUGCGGGAUGGGACCCCUCUCUGUGCCUCGUUCUGUGGGACGCGGCUCCUCCUCCGUUCCCGCUGUGGGGCAGAGGCACCCCCUCCUCAUCAGGGGGUCAGGUUGUUCUCCCUCUCUGCUCCACAUUCCCAUGGGACAGGGAUCCCCCAAAGGGCAAUGGAGCAGCCCCCCAUGUCCCUGCAGACCCCUCAAGGGAGACCCUCAGGGGGUGCCCGGGCGGUGCCUUUGGGGUGUCUGAUAGCACUGCAGGGGUGCCAUAAGGUCCCCUCUGUGGGGCGCAGGACAGUCCAGAGCAGGGGACAGCAGGGACUGGGCCACAGGCUGGGAUCACAUCCCCCAGGAGGGGGCUGGGGUGGCACAAAGGGACAGGGACGUGUCCCCACCUGUCCUGCCUGGACCCCCUGGAUGAGGGGGAGCUCUCGGGGGUCCCACGCUCCACUCAGUCCCCGGGUCACCUCUGCUCCUGGUAGCAGCUGGCUGGGAAUCAGACACGUCCCUUUGCUUUCCCGGGGCCGAGACAGGCGGGUUUCUUCAGCUUUAAAAAAGAAAAAAAAAAAAAAAGACAUAAACCAACACCCAGAAAUGGGAAAAGCUGCUUUUUUGGAGUUACACGGGGGCUGCUGUUCCUGCCGUGCCGGCACGUCCGAGCCCUCCCAGCACCCGCCGCUUUGGCAGGGGACGUGCGUGGGUCGCUGGGGACUGAAAACCGGCGGGUAAAAAUGCACCUCCUGCGGUUUUGUGUGAUAUUUGUUUAGUUCAGCCUGUCUUUGUCUCGGCCGGGGUGCCCGGCGGAGAGCGCACACACACACACAUGGCUCUGGUCACCCCCCGAGCGCCGCCGGCUCCGUGGGAUGUGCCAGCGUGUGUGUCCGGGGGUUGUUUCCCCCCCUCCCCUUCCCGUGCACACCUUUGGCAGGAGGUUUUGGAUGACAUCUUGCUCUGGCACGCUCCUCGCCUUUGAUCUCCAGUUUCCUGCCAUGGAUAACGUGUUCGGCAACACGCGAGCCCGGCUCCGCAGCUGCCGGGGAGGGCGAUGCGGGUGCCUCCGCGUCCCGGUUUUUCCCCAGCUGACUCCUGCCUGCAGCUCCCGGCUCUCCUUUGUCUGGUGUGCCGCCAGGACGGGCUCUCACAGCCCGAGGAUGCUCUGAACGGAGCAAAGCCGAGCACAACCACCCCCCACUCCCAUCCCUUUGUUUCCAGGCGUUUGCGGGCUCAGCUGGUUUGAUGCGGCGUUUCGUGUGCCCAGGCAGAUAAACCGACUACUCAAUGUCUUUCCUCUUUUUUUUUUUUUUUUUUUUUUUUUUUUUGUUCUGAGUUAUUUCGGGUGAUUUAGUUUGCAGGGAACAUAUCCCAGCUGCAGGCUGUGCCGGAGGGAUGCGGCAGCUUCCUAGAACGGGGUGAAUUCACCAGAAGUCAUCCCUGGCACCGAACCGCGGUAGCCGCUCGGCAGAUACGUUGGGUUUGCGUGGCUUGGCUGCGUUGCGGCGCCCGUGCGGCCUACCCAUGAGCUCGGACUUCCAGCAUUACAGUUUCAGGAUGCCGAACAUCGGGUUCCAGAACCUUCCUCUCAACAUAUACAUCGUGGUUUUCGGCACGGCCAUCUUCGUCUUCAUCCUCAGUCUGCUCUUCUGUUGCUACUUGAUCAGGCUCAGGCACCAGGCACACAAAGAGCUUUACGCCUACAAACAGGUUAUACUCAAGGAGAAGGUGAAGGAGCUGAACCUCCACGAGAUCUGUGCCGUGUGCCUGGAGGAGUUCAAGCCCAAGGACGAGCUGGGGAUCUGUCCCUGCAAACAUGCCUUCCACAGGAAGUGCCUCAUCAAGUGGCUGGAGGUGCGGAAGGUGUGCCCGCUGUGUAACAUGCCGGUGCUGCAGCUGGCUCAGCUCCACGGGAAGCCGGAUCCCGGCCCCCCGCAGGGCCCCCUGCCCGGGGCCCAGAACAUCGUAUAGUGCCCGCCGGGGCCGGGCCGGGGCCGGGGCCGCUCCCGCCCGCGCCGCUCGGACACAGCCAAAGCGCCGGGGACGCAGCCGGGGAGCCCCCACUCCCCACGGAUGAAGGGCCUGACGCUCGAGCCCGGGCCCGGUUCCUCUGCCGGGGCUCGGAGGGGGCUCGGGAUCCUCAGCACCACAUCCUUCUUCCGGCACAUCCCUUCUCCGGGAAGCAGCGCGGUGGCACCUGGAACGCCCCCCCAGCUCCCGGUGCCUCCCGCGCCCGUCAACUGUGCCCCAAACGCAGCGGGGACCCUGGAGCACCACGGCCGGUCCCUGCUCCCUCCUCUUCGCCUUUGGUUCCUUUGCCUUUGCCAUUCCCACCAGGAAACGGGGUCUGGCCCCGGGAUCGUGCCGCGGUUGGGUGCCCCCUGGGCGCCGGCAGCGGGUGGGGGCUGUGUGGGGUCUCCUGGGUUUGGACUCCCCACCCGCCCUGCCUGGGGGUGGUUGUCCCCCUCCUUGGCUACCUCAGGAGUCCCUGGAACGGGCACCAUCCUGGUGUCACCCAUCAGCAGCGAGAGCCAUGGCAUGGAGGGGGCAGGCAAAAAUCCUGGCUUUUGGGAUCAUCCCAUCGCUUCCAGCCUGGCCCUGGGAGUCUCUGGGCAGCCCCCCAAACCCGCCAUCGGCGUGGGGGGGAGCUGGGCCACCCCCUCGCCUCUCCAGCCACAGAUCUGGGUGUUCCCCGCCAUCCUCACAACUCGUAUUCCCUGGAUUUUGGGCAGGGGGAGGGUGUCAGUAUUACAUGGCAGUGGCUUUCCCGGGUGCAGGGCUGGGGGAGCGCCGGGUGCCGUCCCCCCAUCCCGUAAAUUCCUCCCAGGACUGUUUAUGGAGCGUGGAGCCUCAUAGACGUGUUUGUACACUACGGAUUCUGCAGCAGAAUAUUUUUUAAAACAUUCGCUGUUUUGGUUUUUGGUUUGUUUUUUUUUUUUUUUUUCCUCUUGUUUGUUCGGUUUUUUUGUAAGCUCUAUUUUUGUAUAUUUAAUUGCUAUUUGGAAAUUCUAAUAAUGCGUCUUUUUUGCUAAUCACACUCUUCUUAAGGAAAGGAAACAAAAAGAAAAAAAACAACAACAACAAAAAAAACCCAAACCAGGAGUUCGCAUGUGAUUUGACUUGAAAUGUAAAUAAAAGCAGGUUUUGGAA